AUGGCUACAGUCACUGCAAACGGAGUGUUGCUAGAGAAUGGCUUCAGCACCACGACCAGCGCCGGCAGGAUGAACGGUCUUACUAUCGGCCAGAACACCAUCCCCAUGAAGGACCACGACGCCAUCAAGCUUUUCAUCGGCCAGAUCCCUCGCAACCUGGAGGAAAAGGACCUCAAACCGCUUUUUGAGGAAUUCGGAAAGAUAUACGAACUCACUGCGCUCUGGUGGGAGCAGCAGCCUCAUGGCUCUGUGCUCUGCUGUGCAUGGACCCUGAAGGUCUUCAUGCACCACCUGUUCCUCUCCAACUAG
This is a messenger RNA of Knipowitschia caucasica, 309 nucleotides long. NCBI's taxonomy places the organism in Eukaryota, Metazoa, Chordata, Actinopteri, Gobiiformes, Gobiidae. The record is from the annotation of a GenBank genome assembly.